AUGUCUGGCUCUGCGGGCGAUACUGCUCAUACAGACGAAGCCUCCGAGGAGCUCGAGACCUCGAUGGCUCAACCGGAUACCUACGCCGAGAGAAUAUCACAGUCGGCCAGUGGGGUACGCGAAAGAAUAGCCAAGCGUUUCGAGCCAGGGGAAAACAAGACUACUACACGACGCUAUUCGGAUACGCCCAUCUUGGAGCCAAUGGACCGCCCAAUCCAAGACAACUUCUCGGGUGAGGAUUUCGACGACCAAACGGAGCCUCCUGAGAACUCCCCAAUGGCAAAGGCUCAUGAAGUCGUAGCCAAAGCCCUUGGGGGCGGAGGGCAGGAUGCGAGUUAA
Molecule: messenger RNA, 339 nt
Organism: Penicillium chermesinum
Lineage: Eukaryota; Fungi; Ascomycota; Eurotiomycetes; Eurotiales; Aspergillaceae
Exons: 5
Coding region: 1-339 (112 amino acids)
Source: RefSeq, a predicted model, not a curated record